This is a messenger RNA of Gryllus bimaculatus (two-spotted cricket), 1879 nucleotides long. The record is from the annotation of a GenBank genome assembly. Lineage: Eukaryota; Metazoa; Arthropoda; Insecta; Orthoptera; Gryllidae.
AGAGUAUAUAACUGCCCUCUACAUCUCUUCACUACUCUUCACUACUGCCCUCUGGUCGCCUGUUUAUGAAACUACUCCACAAACAUGGCCAAUUUUGAAUGGUUUGAAAGUAAAGUGUCAGAAUUAAGGAGCGAUAAUGAAAGAGCUCAAGUGUUAUCCGAGCUGAAAUUGGCAGUAAGUUCUCAGAAUGUGUCUCAGCAAAAAUAUAUUGCCCAAAAUUUACAAUUAGAUGCCGUAUUCGAUUGUUUAAAUUCUUCUGAAAGCGAAGAAAUUGAUUCAGCAUGCCAUGUUUUGAGCUUGUUACUUGGAUCUCUGGAUCCAAGUGUGGUUCUUCGGCAAUAUCUAGACCACUUGCAAAGAGCUUUGGGCCAUCCUACUGCAUCAGUAAAGGAAAUGUCCAUAGCUGAGUUACGGCGUGUAGCAUGUUCUGGUGAUCUUGUUCAUCAGCUGUGUCAGAAUGAUCUAAUACUCAAUAUUGUAACCUGUUUGAGUAAUGAUGAUAUUGCUGUGGCCAAAAAUGCUUGUACUUUGCUUGUUAAAUUGGGAGAAUCUUCAACUGGACUCAAAGUGCUUUUUUCAAGAGAGAUUUUAGAAGCAUUGAGAAAAAUCCAGAAACAAAGCGAUAUCAUUCGUUUUCGUGUGUUUGAGAUGGCAGUGCUUAUAGCUGAGCACUCUCCAGAAGGCCAGCAAGCUUGUGUUAGCAGUGGGUUACUACCUGCCUUAGUAGAAGAGCUACAAACAGAAGAUGUUUUAUUGCAACUAAAUGCUCUGGAGUUGCUGACAAAAUUGGCUUUGAAACCACAUGGUUUAGAAUGGUUACAACAUCGUGGAAUUUUGCGACAAUUGGCAGAAAAAGUUAAUUCUAUUGAAGAAGAACCUUUGGGAUCCUUAUUGCUUCCAGGUUUGAUAAAAUUCUUUGGCAAUUUGGCACAAAGCAACCCAAAGGAAUUCUUUAAUGAGUAUCCAAGAAUGGUCGCAGCUCUUUUUGAGACAUUUGACACCUCAGAUAUGGUUCUCUUAGGAGUUGCUAUGGAGACUAUUGGUUACAUUGCAACAUCCGUGGAAGGCAAAUAUAUGCUCUACAAUUUGGGUGACCUAAUGAAAAAAGCAAUUAAGAAAAUAUCAAAUGGCAUUCAGAGUUUCCCUCACCUUUCUCGAGUUCGUGCUCUCAACACAAUGGCCAACAUAAUCGAACUUAAGCUUGAUGCUCAAGAGACUCAGUCCUUGCAAAUAACAAAAGAAUUUUUUAAUUGGUUAUCAGAGGAGCCCAUGACCUUAGUGAUGAGUGUUUGCCAGCAGCCUUUUCCUGAACUUCGAUUAGCGGGUGUCCAAGUACUCAAGGUACUUGCAGAACAAGAAUGGGGACAGGAGUUAAUUAAGAAACAGCCAGGUGUUGUAGAGUUCCUAUUAGACCGCAGAAUGGAGACACAUAAAUACUGUAAAGAUGCUAAAUAUGAAGUUGUGAAGGUUAUUGUGGAAUCUCCUACUGGUUUGUCUGUAUUUGGAUCUGAAACAUUUACCCGCUUAAGAGAGUUUUUUAAAGAAGGACCUUUCUUUGUUCAGACUCAGACUGAAGUAGCUAUUGAAGGAGCUUCAUAAAACCACUGACAAACCUGUGUGUGACCUUUGUGUGUGCCUUUAUUUCUCAUGUGUACUUUUCAUUUGUAUUGAGUGCUGCCGAACUGAUUAUUAAAUAAGUACCCAAUACCAUCUGUAAAGAGAAUGUAAGUUUUAACAUAAAGCUAUGGCUUUAACUGACUGAUAAAUAUAACAUAAUUACUAUAUUUGAGUAUUGUGUAAUGAAACAAGGCAAUAAAUACUAAAGUUAACUGUAAACCAUUUAUUUGUGUUCAAUUUGUAUGCGUGCACCUUCUUUGAG